Penicillium brevicompactum is the source of this 189-nucleotide messenger RNA. RefSeq lists its product as uncharacterized. The record is from RefSeq and is a predicted model, not a curated record. NCBI's taxonomy places the organism in Eukaryota, Fungi, Ascomycota, Eurotiomycetes, Eurotiales, Aspergillaceae. The transcript has 2 exons. The coding region runs from base 1 to 189 and encodes 62 amino acids.
AUGACUGUUACAAAUAUCACCUCGCUUGCGGAAUUCACCACUGCCAUCGAAGCAACUGCCGGUGGAAAAGAGCCGGCAGUGAUUUGCUUCACCUUGGAAAAUUCUGGGAAUCCCCAGAAUGACUCCUGUGAGGCUAUUUAUCCAUUGUUCGACGAGCUGUCGGGGCAAAAAACGUCCCUCAAGUUUUAA